AAAGGUAAUCUCGGCCAUGCUGUAGGCGUAAGUAUAGAAAUAUGUCAUUCAUGCAAUGAACUAGUUUACUCUAAAAUAGAACAUGGGUAUGAGUAUGGAUUUCAUCAUUUUAUGGAUAAGCAUUGGGGUACAAAUUGUACAGGAAAUGCUUAUUGUGAUAUUAGUUAUAAAGACUAUAUGGAACUUAAAAGCAGAUCCAAA
Molecule: messenger RNA, 201 nt
Organism: Racocetra persica
Lineage: Eukaryota; Fungi; Glomeromycota; Glomeromycetes; Diversisporales; Gigasporaceae
Source: the annotation of a GenBank genome assembly